Clunio marinus is the source of this 2259-nucleotide messenger RNA. NCBI's taxonomy places the organism in Eukaryota, Metazoa, Arthropoda, Insecta, Diptera, Chironomidae. The record is from the annotation of a GenBank genome assembly.
UUCCUUAUCAUUUCUUGCAUUAAAUUUUGGUGUCAGUGAAUGAAAUAAUGGAGGUCGAGAAGCGUGAAAUUAAAGUUAAAAAACAUGAAAAAGAAAAAUCGACAUUAAAAAAUAACAAGAGAAUCUGGCCGACAAGUUUCAACGUUUCGAAAUUUUUUCUGCCUGAAAAACGUGCAAGACGCAAUGUUAGAAUACCAAAAUUUUUGCUUGGUGGCAACAUUUCUGAUCCUCUGAAUUUAAAUUCUCUCCAGAAUGAAUCAGAAACCAACAAUGAUGAUGAAAAUAAUGAAAUUGAAGAAGAGAGCGAGAGUAAAGUAGAGUUGAUUAUUCCUCCUAACAUCAAUGAUCCACUCAAUCUUUUAAGUCCCGUCGAUAAGACAAAGUAUGAAAUGCAAUUGACUUGCAACAGUAACAUCAAAAGGCGUCAAAGGAAACGUUUUAAGUCAGGCUCGGAAUUUCAUCCAAUGAAUACACGGAAAAAAUCAGCUUUUGCAAAUAAACUGUGUUCAUCGCCAGAGAAACCUUUGGAGAGCGAAGCUGCUUAUGAUUCUAAUGUAUCAAAAGAAUCAUCUGAUGAUGAGAUCACUGAUCCUUCAUGGUCAAUAGUUGAUAAAGAAUCGUCCAAAAAUAGUCCAACUGUAAAUACAAGAAAGCCAAGUAAUUCUGGAGAAGAUCCCAAAACAGUCAUCGUCCCUACUACUGAAAAUGAAGCUUCAAAAAAUCAAGAGGAAUUAACAAAUGAGUUAUUUGAUGAUACUCAAACAGAAAACGUAACAGAAGUGAAAGUUGAAAACGCAGUUUUACAAAAGACUGCACGUUGUCAAUAUGGAAAUUACAAUCGCUACUUUGGCUUUGAAAGUCUUAAUAAAAACAUGGAUGUAAGAUUGAAAAUCUUCCAACGUCACGUCCAUUUAUUUAAAAACAAAGAUGUACUUGAUAUCGGUUGUAAUGUGGGACUUAUGACACUUGCAAUAGCAAAACUUUUAUCACCAAAAUCCAUAACAGGCGUCGAUAUCGAUCGAAACUUAAUUAACAUCGCACGGAAUAAACUCAUGAAGUAUGUUGCAAUCCCUGACAGUUUAAUUGAAACUGAUUUAAAUGCAGAAGUUGUUAAACGUCCACGAACUGAAUGUUUUCCAUCUUCAUUUCCAAUAUGCUAUGGCAAUUUAAGCGCUGCUUUCAGACAGAUUCAAAAGAAAGCACAAACACCAUUAACACACGUGUCCACACCAAAAACGCCAAAUGAAACACAAUACCUGAGAAUACCUGAAAAUGUGUUAUUUGAAGAGAUGAAUUAUGUGCCUAAAGACGAACUAAGCUUAUUCCGUGACGGUGGAAAAUACGAUUUAAUUCUUUGUCUCUCCGUUACUAAAUGGAUUCAUCUUAAUUAUGGUGAUCAAGGAAUGAAGCUGACAUUUAAAAAGAUUUUCAAUCAAUUGAGACCGGGUGGAAAAUUUAUUCUUGAACUUCAAAAUUGGCCGAGUUAUAAAAAGAAGAAGAAGAUGACAGAGCAGAUUUUCGAGAACUAUAAAAGCAUAAAAUUUUCACCAUCGAAUUUUGCUGAUUUUCUGUUGAGUCAAGAAGUUGGAUUUAGUCAUUAUUACACUUUAGGAGUGACACAGCAUUUAAGUAAAGGCUUCAAACGUCCAAUUUAUUUGUUUGUCAAGGGCGAAUACACGCCAAAAGCUGCACAAAAGUGGUCUGAUGUUUACUUUCCAUCAACAACACCAUAUCCGAGACGAUCGAUGGUUUAUGCGCAACCAAUGAUGAACAAAUAUGCGCCUUUACCAUCUUGGUUGAGUCCAAUGCCAUCACCAUUUCCUUACAGUCGUCCGAGUCAUACACCAGCUUAUGGAACUCCAUAUUACAAUCCACAACAGUCAGAUUAUCUUCCAAGUUACGAUGAAUUUCCCAGAAGUCAGUUUGCUUUCAUGUCACCAAGUUCUCACUCAUCAUCACCACAAUCACCAAGCAGUUCGAGUAAACGAAGCAUUGAUGAUGAACCUCAUUCACCAUCGACAUCACGGCAUCAUCUCUAUCAUUUAAUCACUGAUCCACCAACAAAGAGUUCAACUGAUACUAAUAGCAAUGAUUAAAAGCAUUUCUAACGAUCUUUGUUAGACUAUUUUUCAUCUGCCAUGUCUCUUAAGUAAAUCAUAAUAAUAAUAUUAAACUAUUAACUAAUGUUCGAUUCUUAUUAUUGUUUUCGAUGUCAUUAUGUUUUUUUUCUUUACAAAACAUAAAUAAAUGCUUAAUUUA